GCUAAAUAUGAAGAGGACCCCGAUCCUAGAACGGAUAGCAAACUGGACCACGGUACUAAUACCCCGAGAUGAGACCAGGAGAGAUUCAAUUUGAGUUUGUCGUUUCCGAUCCCGUGUCGAACCCCAAACCCGGGAAGAGCCUGCAGAUCCGGAGCCGAUGUAUGUACGGCAAGAACAAGCGUGAAGGGUCAAGGAGAACAGAGCGAGAGAAGAAGGUAUUUGCGAAAGAGAUGUCAACGAUCAUUGUGGCGCAUUCAACACCGAUCCUUCCGACCAGACCGUCACCGAGAGCUUUGAUCGAUGACUUCGUACCCAUUCGCUUCGCGGGCCGCGGCAUUGAUUCUGAGGCUCAAGCGCUUCUCUUCAAAGCUUUCGUGCGCAACUUUCUCGACCGAGAUGUUACGCCUCUCGAUCGUUGUGUCGAUCUCGACUGCCUUGAAUCCUCGUCUUUCUCGUGGCUGUUUACCGACACGGCGUUUCUGCAUUCCGUUUUGUGCGCUAGCUACGCCAUCAGCGACUUCAUGUCACCUCAGUGGAACGGCAACCCAAGUCGUAAGACCGUAUUUCAUCUCCAGAAAACGUUGUCAUUAUUACGUAUCAAAUUGCAAAACGAGUACGUGUAUCAAGAUGAGACGAUCUUACGGGUCGUCAUCAACCUCACGCUAUUGGCUGCAGUAUUUGGAGACUGGGUCGCAGCAACCGCACAUCUCGAGGCCUUGCAUAGAAUCGUGUACCUCAGAGGGGAGAUGGCGUUCCUGAGAACGAGACCGACCCUUCACUUCAAACUCGAUCGGAUUGACCUUGCAUGGUCCCUCAGCUCUGGUCGAAGACCGUACUUCGUGCAGCCCGUCAAGUCUUGGGAUUGCACAAUAGCAGCCCCAUACGCACCGCUACCCUCAAAUCUUUACCGACCAUCGGCAGACUGGGACUAUCGAGUCGUGAAUGUCUUCAAGGACUUUCAAAAUCUCGCAUUGAAGAUCAAUCGCAACAGACUCAGAUUCGUCAUUCACGAUCCCUCAAUCUUCCAGGGUGAUCUCGCGUCCCUCCAGUCACGGCUGAUAUCCCUUGCCGACAUUGUUGCCAAGCCCACCGAGAAAUUGGUCCGUCUGGUCAUGUUAGCCAUGUUGACUACCACGUUUCGUAUCCCGGGGCGUAGUAUACCUUAUGGUUGGGUAGUCGAGCAGCUGAGAGAGGCCUUCAUCACUGCGAGUAGCGAAAUUAGCUCGGAUAAGAGUCUGCUGCUCUGGAUGCUAAUCAUCACUUCCUUCACGGUAGCUAAAACGCAUGACAAGUGGAUACGGGACGCAUGGAUGGUUGUCGGAGCUGAACUGGAGUGGGCGGACGUUAAGGCACAUCUUGUGAGGGUGAUGUGGAUUGAAAUUGUGCACGAUGAGCCCGGCGAGAUGGCGUAUCAACAAUUGCAAACGUCAACAUUUGCCGCCUAAACUCCAAUCCUCCGUCCUCGUCCGACCCCGCGGCCAUUUUAUUGUCCCUCCGAAGCGAAUUUUCAAGGCCAUCGACAUCCGCCCAAGCGAAAUCGGGAACCGGCGCCCGAACGACGAGCGCGGCGCUCUCGAUAGAGCUAUACAGUGCAUUUGCUAAUGCUGCGAUCACAGCGCAGCGGACUAUCUCAGCGACCGGUCUCGCAUUAUGCGGCACUGCGUUGCAGUAUGCCACUGUUACGAUCUCCUUAUACCCAGCCAAUUGCUGACAGCUGUCAACGUUCGUAACAAGUCAAGCGCCGUAAUUACAACGGGCCCACCUGUACGGCACAGCAAGCGGCAUAGUUAUUACAGAUUACGUGACGUGCUCACUCCUUGGCAGUCAAGCAAGGCGGAACAGCACAGUACUGCUCACGACGCUCACGGCGAGCAAGUCAAGCAGCGCUCACGAUGCUCACAGUGAGCACAGUAAGCAAC
Molecule: messenger RNA, 1919 nt
Organism: Macroventuria anomochaeta
Lineage: Eukaryota; Fungi; Ascomycota; Dothideomycetes; Pleosporales; Didymellaceae
Exons: 1
Coding region: 69-1445 (458 amino acids)
Source: RefSeq, a predicted model, not a curated record